GGGUCCUGCGCGCUGCCGGCGGCGGCGGGCGGCACGGGCGCGGCGCUCAGAACAGCCGCGGCGGCGACAGCAGUAGGUGCAGGCGCUGGCUUGGUGCUCCCGUCAGCUGCCCACCAUGGCCCCGGGGUUGCCCAGCACCGCCAGCCUGGCGCGCCUCUGCCAGAAGCUGAACCGGCUGAAGCCACUGGAGGAGUCCACCAUGGAGACGUCACUGCGGCGCUGCCUGUCCACGCUAGAUCUGACCCUGCUGGGUGUGGGUGGCAUGGUGGGCUCAGGCCUGUAUGUGCUCACGGGCACCGUGGCCAAGGAGAUGGCUGGCCCUGCUGUGCUCGUGUCCUUUGGCGUGGCUGCCGUGGCCUCCUUGCUGGCAGCCCUAUGCUACGCAGAGUUUGGGGCACGGGUGCCCCGCACGGGCUCUGCCUACCUGUUCACCUAUGUGUCCAUGGGCGAGCUGUGGGCCUUCCUCAUUGGCUGGAAUGUGCUCCUGGAGUACCUCAUUGGUGGUGCUGCUGUGGCCCGGGCCUGGAGCGGCUACCUGGACGCCAUGUUCAGCCACCGCAUUCGCAACUUCACUGAGGCCCAUGUGGGAUUCCUGCAGGUGCCCUUCCUGGCCCACUACCCAGACUUCCUGGCUGCUGGCAUCCUCCUUUUGGCCUCCACUCUCGUGUCCUGCGGAGCCCGCGUCUCCUCCUGGCUUAACCACCUGUUCUCUGUUGUCAGCCUGGGUGUCAUCCUCUUCAUCAUUACCCUGGGCUUCAUCCUGGCCCGCCCGCACAACUGGAGUGCUGCGGAGGGGGGCUUUGCACCCUUCGGUUUCUCUGGCAUCGUGGCCGGCACCGCCACCUGCUUUUACGCCUUCGUUGGCUUCGAUGUUAUUGCUGCCUCCAGCGAGGAGGCCCAGAAUCCCAAGCGAGCCGUGCCUGUGGCCAUCGCCAUUUCGCUUGGCCUGGUGGCUGGCGCCUACAUCCUUGUCUCCACCGUGCUCACGCUCAUGGAGCCCUGGCACAGCCUGGACCCUGACUCGGCACUCGCUGAUGCCUUCUACCGGCGGGGCUACAGCUGGGCGGGCUUCAUCGUGGCAGCUGGCUCCAUCUGCGCCAUGAACACUGUCCUGCUCAGCAACCUCUUCUCCCUGCCACGAAUUGUCUAUGCCAUGGCCGCCGACGGGCUCUUCUUCCAGGUGUUUGCGUACGUGCACCCCCGGACGCAGGUGCCUGUGGUGGGCAUCCUGGUCUUUGGGGUCCUCAUGGCUUUCCUGGCACUGCUGCUGGACCUCGAGGCACUGGUCCAGUUCCUGUCCAUUGGCACACUGUUGGCCUACACCUUUGUGGCCACCAGCAUUAUUGUGUUACGCUUCCAGAAGCCCCCACCAUCCAAUUCUCCAGGCCCGGCCAGCCCUGGCCCCAUGGCCAAGGAAUAUGACUCCUUCUCAGACCACAUACACCUGGUGGGCGCCCAGCAGGCUUCAGCCCUCGAGCCUGGGCAACUGCGGCCAGCCCUGAGGCCCUACCUGGGCUUCCUGGAUAGGUACAGCCCUGGAGCUGCCGUGGCUUGGGCGCUCGGCAUCCUGGUGACCUCAGCCAUCACCCUGGGCUGUGUGCUGGUCUUUGGGGGCUCGGCCCUACACCUCCCACGCUGGGUCUACAUCCUGCUGGUCCUGCUCAGCUCUGUUGUGUUUCUGCUCAGUCUCCUGGUCCUGGGGGCCCACCAGCAACAGUGCCAGCAAGACAGCUUCCAGCGUCCUCCUCAACGUCUGCCUCAUGCUGAAGCUCAGCUACCUGACCUGGCUGCGUUUCUCCAUCUGGCUGCUGAUCGGGCUUGCUGUGUAUUUCGGCUACGGCAUCAGGCACAGCAAGGAGAGCCUCCGGGAGCCAUCAGGGCCGAUCGCUGCGCACUACGUGGUGUUCCCCAGCGGCGGCCUGGAGGAGGCUCUGCAGGCCGUGCAGCCCCCUGGCCAGGCGCUGGCCCAGGAGUCCGGCCACGUGGAACAGCCCACCCGCCUGUGAAGCCCACCGGAGGCCUGCCAUGCUUGCCCUGCCCUCCGCCACCGCCAGGAGGCUGGAAGGGCUGGAGCCCCUUCUGUCCGGAGCAGCAGGGGUUGGCGGGCCUGCUUACGCCGAGGGGCCUCAGGACCUUAGCCUGGGCCGAGCCACAGGCCUCUGGCAGUGGAUUCUGCCCAGUGCCUUCCAGUUUAUGACCAACUCCAGCUACCUGGGCAGGUGGGGUGGGGCUGGAAGGGAAGAGACCCGCAGCCCCAGGGCUUCACAAUUACAACCCCUCAGCCAGCUGUGUGGCCUACCGCUGUGUCCAGUGUGGUGUUCUUUGCGUCCCUGAGCCCUGCUGUCCCCAGGAAUGAGGCAGUUGCCCCUGACCUACAGUAAAGGCUUGGGUUCUGCAAGGGGGAGGCCCCAGCCCUGGGACGGCCCAAAGUCAGGGACCCAACUGGGCCUGGGGGACCUGGCCUCAGGCCAGCUCAGAGGGAAGCUACAUGCCCCAGGUGAGGAGGGGUGCAGGCAGGGGCACAGGCUCACCACGUCCCCUGGGAGGGAGGAUCCAGGCAGCAGAGCCUGGGCUCCAAGGAGGCUGCCUAGACAGGGCAGCAGAGAGCAGAUUCCGGGGUUCCCUCGGUCCAGGGCUCCCAGAGAGCAGGGUCCGUUCCCGAGGUCUGCCCAGGGAUGUGCCUGUGUGGGCACGUGCUCCUCUUGGGCAUGUGCUCACACAGCUACCCUGGGCACACACCUGCGUGCACACUGAGCCCACAGCUGUUUCCUGGCUCAGGCCCCUGUGCCACUGCCCAGCUGUCCCAGCCGGUACCCCUCCCUCCCCACCUCCCUACAUGCCCACUGCCUCCAGGCUCGGCAGUGAGGCCCCAGAAUGGUGCAUACGUGUGUGUGCAGACGUGAAGCACCCGGACCUGCUCCGAGUACCUUCCAGCGGGCCUGGGAGCUGUGAGGCCCCUGUCCACAGGGGGACCCCAGGCCACCCUGCACCCCCUAGUGGUCUUCCAAAAGCCAUGCU
Manis pentadactyla (Chinese pangolin) is the source of this 3018-nucleotide messenger RNA. RefSeq names its product solute carrier family 7 member 4 (gene SLC7A4). Gene Ontology annotation, cellular component: plasma membrane. The record is from RefSeq and is a predicted model, not a curated record. Gene Ontology annotation, molecular function: amino acid transmembrane transporter activity. The coding region runs from base 116 to 2197 and encodes 693 amino acids. Lineage: Eukaryota; Metazoa; Chordata; Mammalia; Pholidota; Manidae. The transcript has 5 exons. Gene Ontology annotation, biological process: amino acid transport; transmembrane transport.